AUGACUGACUCGAACCUGGCCGCCACUGUUCACCACUCCGGCGGCUCCUACCCCGUCGUGGCGGGGUGGGGUAUCCUCGACGACCUGGGCGAGCGGCUCGUGGACGUUGGCGUCCGGGGCGCGGCCUACAUCAUCACCGACGAGAACGUGAUGAACCCCUACGGGCGGCGCGUUCAGCGGUCGUUGCAGGAGGCGGGCAUCCCGGCCCACUGCUUCAUCAUCCCCGCCGGCGAGUCCAGCAAGAGCUUCGAGCUGGCCCAGGCCAUCUACCACUGGCUGGCCGAGCGACGGGCCGAGCGCGGCCACACCAUCAUCAGCGUGCCCACCAGCAUGGCCGCCAUGGUCGACGCCUCCAUCGGCGGCAAGGUGGCCAUCAACCUGCCCAUGGCCAAGAACCUGGUCGGCGCCUUCUACCAGCCCAAGGGCGUCUUCGCCGACGCCGCGGCGCUGUCCACCCUGGGCAAGCGGGAGCUGGCCGAGGGCUGGGCCGAGGCCAUCAAGCACGGCUUCAUCCUCGACGCCGAGCUGGUGGACGUGUUCGAGGAGCACGCCGAGGCGUUGAUGGACGUGGACCCCGAGAUCUCCGCCGAGGUCAUCCGCCGCAGCAUGGCCAUCAAGGCCGAGGUGGUCAGCCAGGACGAGCGCGAGACCCUGGGCAUCCGCAUCCUGCUCAACUACGGCCACACCAUCGGCCACGCGCUGGAGUCCUCCACCGAGUACGGCCGCUUCCUGCACGGCGAGGGCGUGUCGGUGGGCAUGAUGGGGCAGCCCGCAUGGCUGCCGAGAUGGGCCUGA
This is a messenger RNA of Geodia barretti, 795 nucleotides long. The record is from the annotation of a GenBank genome assembly. Lineage: Eukaryota; Metazoa; Porifera; Demospongiae; Tetractinellida; Geodiidae.